Messenger RNA from Callithrix jacchus (white-tufted-ear marmoset), 1956 nucleotides. RefSeq names its product ERGIC and golgi 2 (gene ERGIC2). NCBI's taxonomy places the organism in Eukaryota, Metazoa, Chordata, Mammalia, Primates, Cebidae. Gene Ontology annotation, cellular component: COPII-coated ER to Golgi transport vesicle; membrane; endoplasmic reticulum. Gene Ontology annotation, biological process: retrograde vesicle-mediated transport, Golgi to endoplasmic reticulum; endoplasmic reticulum to Golgi vesicle-mediated transport. The record is from RefSeq and is a predicted model, not a curated record.
CGGGGCCUGCCGUGCGUCACCGCUGUCGUAGCCGCCGGACCGGAGGACUGGGUGCCAGGGUGAGCGCUAAGAUGGCCGCCCCGGCUCGGGCUGGCACUCACUACAACCUCCGCCUCCCAGGUUCAAGCGAUUCUCCUGUGUCAGCCUCCUGAGUAGCUGGGAUUACAGGAGAGUUUUCAUCACCAAUCUGGUGCCAGAUAAAGAUGAUAAAACAAAUUUACCUUACAUGUAUGACUGCUGGAUGGGGAACAACUGAACCUGAUAAAAACUAAGUGCAUGAGAAAAAAACCGUAAUUCGAAGGCUGCUUUGUGAGCAUGGAACCAGCAAGGGAAGCAUGACUAUAUGAAGGAAGAGGAAGCUUUUCCUGAAGAUGAGGCGACUGAAUCGGAAAAAAACUUUAAGUUUGGUAAAAGAGUUGGAUGCCUUUCCGAAGGUUCCUGAGAGCUAUGUAGAGACAUCAGCUAGUGGAGGUACAGUUUCUCUAAUAGCAUUUACAACUAUGGCUUUAUUAACCAUAAUGGAAUUCUCAGUAUAUCAAGAUACGUGGAUGAAGUAUGAAUAUGAAGUAGACAAGGAUUUUUCUAGCAAAUUGAGAAUCAAUAUAGAUAUUACUGUUGCCAUGAAGUGUCAGUAUGUUGGAGCAGAUGUAUUGGAUUUAGCCGAAACAAUGGUUGCAUCUGCAGAUGGUCUAGUUUAUGAACCAACAGUAUUUGAUCUUUCACCACAGCAGAAAGAGUGGCAGAGGAUGCUGCAGCUGAUUCAGAGUAGGCUACAAGAAGAGCAUUCACUUCAAGAUGUGAUAUUUAAAAGUGCUUUUAAAAGUGCAUCAACAGCUCUUCCACCAAGGGAAGAUGAUUCAUCACAGUCUCCAGAUGCAUGCAGAAUUCAUGGUCAUCUAUAUGUCAAUAAAGUAGCAGGGAAUUUUCACAUAACAGUGGGCAAGGCAAUUCCACAUCCUCGUGGUCAUGCACAUUUGGCAGCACUGGUCAACCAUGACUCUUACAACUUUUCUCAUAGAAUAGAUCAUUUGUCUUUUGGAGAGCUUGUUCCAGCAAUUAUUAAUCCUUUAGAUGGAACUGAAAAAAUUGCUAUAGAUCACAACCAGAUGUUCCAAUAUUUUAUUACAGUUGUGCCAACAAAACUACAUACAUAUAAAAUAUCAGCAGACACCCAUCAGUUUUCUGUGACAGAGAGGGAACGUAUCAUUAACCAUGCUGCAGGCAGCCAUGGAGUCUCUGGGAUAUUUAUGAAAUACGAUCUCAGUUCUCUUAUGGUGACAGUUACUGAGGAGCAUAUGCCAUUCUGGCAGUUUUUUGUAAGACUCUGUGGUAUUGUUGGAGGAAUCUUUUCGACAACAGGCAUGUUACAUGGAAUUGGAAAAUUUAUAGUUGAAAUAAUUUGCUGUCGUUUCAGACUUGGAUCCUAUAAACCUGUCAAUUCUGUUCCCUUUGAGGAUGGCCACACAGACAACCACUUACCUCUUUUAGAAAAUAAUACACACUAACACCUCCCAAGUGAAGGAGAAAAACUUUUUGCCUGAGACAUAAAACCUUUUUUUAAUAAUAAAAUAUUGUGCAAUAUAUUCAAAGAAAAGAAAACACAAAUGAGCAGGAAACAUACUUAUUUUAAAAAAGACAAAAAAAAAGGAAAAAAAGAACCCCAAACUGAAAUUCUUAUAUUUGUUGUGUCUGUUACAAAUGUCCUAGAAGAAAUAAUGCAGCUAAACAGUGAAGAAGCCCAAUUGGAGUGUUGCUUUGAAGAUGACGCCUUCGUAAAUUUUCACACAAAAUGGGCAGUACCGAAAUCAGACUUGGAUUCUUGGUGAUAAAAAGCCUAAAGGAAAUAAGUGAACCCACAUCUAUCUAUGGAAAAAAAAAAAAACAUUGAGAAGUGCAAAUGUUUGCAUCCUUUUGUUUUUAAAAGAUACGAUGUCAGAAUAAAAUGUGGAAAACAUA